AUGGGUAGAAAAGAUGCAGCGACGCUUUUUUACAUGAAUUUUGUAACAACAGUUGUUUAUCUUUCAAUUCUACUAAACUCGAGCAUUGCAGUUAAGCCCAGAGGUUUUAGUUUGAAGAUGAUUCGUAGCGACUCUCAAGAAUCACCUCUAUAUCGAGGGGAUCAUUUAACAGAAGCAGAAAGACUUGAAAGACUCGUCCGGCAAUCCAAAGCUCGAGCACACUACUAUGGAUCAAAAACUUCUUCUCAUAAUAAAAGCUCGAUGAAUCCCGAUAUUGUACGUCUACCUGUAGAAUUGGCUCACCAGCAACAGUACUACUACCUUGUUGAGGUAGGUAUAGGUACUUUCAGCAGUCAAGCACAAGCUUAUAACGAUUAUUAUUUAAUUAUGGAUACCGGUAGCGAUCUUACGUGGAUUCAAUGUGAAGGCGGCACGUCUUAUUUCUAUCAAGAUGCGCCAUUUUUCCCUCAUCAAGAUUCGAGUACAUAUGAUCCUAUUCCUUGUAAAGAUAAUCCGGGUGUGUGUGACGAACAACAUUGCAAUGACGCAGGGUAUUGUAUGUAUGAACAGGGAUAUGUGAGCGGUCAAACUACAUCUGGUGAUCUUGCUUUUGAAAAAUUUACUACUGGUUCAAGUACGGGUGAGGAGUUCCUUGAAACAGUUGAGCUUGUCAUGGGUUGUGGUUUUAAACAAAAGAAUUGGGGAUACGGUCUUGGUGUUCCUGAUAUUGGUGAUGGUCAUCAACUACCUCAACCGCUGCCUCGACGUGGUAAGGCUCUUGUAGCAGGAGUGCUCGGUUUAGGACAAGGAGAUUUCAGCACUUUGAUACAUCAAUUCUAUUAUUAUGAAGGUAAAUUCGCAUACUGCUUGGAGUCGCAUGCUAGUCCUGCCGUUGCGGGUUCACACACGUAUUUAAGGUUUGGUUCAGACGCAACAAUUGGAGGGGGACCUGAAGCCGUACAUACAACUCCAAUAUAUCGAAACCCGGACUUUGGGACGCCAUACUACUUGCAUCUAGAGGAUAUUAGCAUAGGCGACCGAAGAGUCAAUUUUACAAGUCGAGAUUUCGAGAUUAAGCCGGAUGGGAAAAGAGGCACUAUCAUAGAUUCUGGGGCGCCACUUAGCACUUUGUCAAGGCCUCAUUUCGAAAGAGUUAAAAAGGUGUUGGUGGAAUAUAUGGAAGCACAAGGUGCUCGUGUUGAUGCUACUGCUGCUACUCACACUCAUUUGGAUCCUUGUUUUGAUAUACCACCCACUUUCGACCCGAAUAAGUUUCCGACGAUGACAUUUCAUUUUCAGCAGGCAGAUUAUGUUCUUGAUCAAGUUUCUGAUAUUUUCUUCUCUAACGACCACGACGACGGCAGUCUUCUUUGUUUUUCUAUUCUUGGCGUGGACGGUGAUCCGUAUGACUUUACUUUAGGAGCUAUGCAGCAAGCCCAUAAAAGGAUUUUGUACGACGUUAAUGGUAAGUCUCUUUUAUUUACUAAAGAGAAUUGCCAAAUGGCAAGUUAA
This is a messenger RNA of Papaver somniferum (opium poppy), 1512 nucleotides long. RefSeq names its product aspartic proteinase nepenthesin-2-like. NCBI's taxonomy places the organism in Eukaryota, Viridiplantae, Streptophyta, Magnoliopsida, Ranunculales, Papaveraceae. The record is from RefSeq and is a predicted model, not a curated record. Bases 1 to 1512 code for a protein of 503 amino acids. The transcript has a single exon. Gene Ontology annotation, cellular component: extracellular region.